Messenger RNA from Heteronotia binoei (common prickly gecko), 2210 nucleotides. RefSeq names its product nuclear receptor subfamily 0 group B member 2 (gene NR0B2). Bases 118 to 867 code for a protein of 249 amino acids. The transcript is spliced from 2 exons. Gene Ontology annotation, molecular function: transcription factor binding; transcription corepressor activity. Gene Ontology annotation, cellular component: nucleus; cytoplasm. Gene Ontology annotation, biological process: circadian rhythm; negative regulation of transcription by RNA polymerase II. Lineage: Eukaryota; Metazoa; Chordata; Lepidosauria; Squamata; Gekkonidae. The record is from RefSeq and is a predicted model, not a curated record.
GCAGAGCUCAGCCAAAAGGGGGCAGUGAAGCAAACAGUGCUGGGAAGCCUGCACUAGUCUCAGGCGUGAGCAAAGCAUCUGCCCUCUGAGUGACUCCCUAGCUGUGCCAUCACAGAAAUGCAGUAUGAGAAAUGUCAAUGCCUUGACAGCCAGAAUGCCAUCCUCUAUACUCUCCUGAGCCGAGACCAGCGGGAGAGCCGCAGCCCUUCCCAGCAGCGCUGUCUGUGCCAGAAACGCCGCACCGUCUGCCUCCAGACGCCUCAAGUCACCUGCCGAGCAGCCUCGGAUGUCUUGGUGAAGACGGUCAGCUUUGUGAAGAAUCUCCCUUCCUUCCAGCUGCUCCCAUGGGAAGAUCAGCUCCUGCUCCUGAGCAGCUGUUGGGCUCCCCUUUUCCUCCUUGGCCUCGUCCAAGAGAUGGUGACCUUUGAAGUCAUAGAGACCCCGGCUCCCAGCAUGCUCAAGAGGAUCCUUCUCGAUGGCCAGUGCAAAAGGCAGGAGCUGCAAAGAGCUCAGCCCACCCUGGCCAGUGUCCAACGUCUCCAGUGCAGCUUAAACAAGUUCUGGAGCCUUGACCUCAGCCCAAAGGAGUAUGCCUACCUGAAAGGGGCUAUGCUUUUCAACCCCAACGUGUCUGGCCUCAAGGCCUCUGCUUACAUCGACAGCCUCCAGCAUGAAGCCCAGCGAGCACUCCAAGAAGUCCUGGUGCUUUCCCAUCUGGAGGACAAAGGCCGCUUUGCUCGCGUCCUGCUGAUAGCGUCUACCCUGAAAUCUAUCCCCCCUUCACUCAUUACUGAUCUUUUCUUCCAGCCAGUGAUUGGCAACACAGACAUUCUGCAGCUGUUGACAGAAAUGCUGGUGAUGAAAUAGGUCUGUUGGCCAUGACACCUUGAGUGAGAUCAGCUUUGGGGCUUUCUACAUUGGGGCCUUGUGUUUUACACUGAAGCUAUGCAAUUUGGGGCAUGGAAUGGAACAGAAGAUCUUAAUCAUGGCUGUCUUGCACAAAGCAUCUAUUAACCCAGUCCUGUGCUCCUGCUAUGUUGCUAUAUUGAAAAAGUUAGGACAGGUAAUAACAGCUGUGUGACAGUGCCCUGGCAUGACUUAGAAUCCUGUGUCAGUGUCUAUCAGCAAGUUACUACCCUCAGAUGUGAAGUACAGGCACUUCACACUGAGCAAGGCAAGCUGGCAAGGCAAACAGCUAGGACACAUCUGUGUCUGUCUCUUCAUAUUUAAAUUUAACAGCUGUAGUUCCCUCCUCCCCCUCCAAAGAGAAUCCUGGAAAAUUGUAUUUCUGGUGAAGCUGUUGCAAAUUCCGUGAGAGAGCUUUCACCCCUCUUCACAAAACUGUGGUUGCUAGAAUUCUCUAGUGAAAGUGAUUCCCAUUUUACCAGCUUGACUCUGUGGUUUAGAUAUGUCUUCAACUCUCUCACACCUCAGGAAAUUUUUGGAAAAUGUAAAAGACAUUGGAAGUAGAUUUAACUAAAGAGUUCCUCAAGAAACUUCCUCUGGAUCCAAAUACUCAGUUCCUGCCAAAGUCAGUGAAAACAAAAGCAUUCAUUUUGAGCUGUGCUAUUGCUGCAUCACAUGCUGAAAGUGAUUGUAUUGUGUCUUAAGAAGGGAAAUCCACCAUAAAACAGCAAUUCUUGGAACUAUUUUGUUAGGCUUACUGGAACAAAAAAGUGCCCAUAAGGGUCUCCAGAACACCCUUCCCACCCAGCUGAGUCCUCAUACAUCCAUCUUUCAAGGAACAUGUAAGGAAAAUAAUCCAGAGUCCAAACUUGCCAAGGACGUCAAUGCACCUCUCUUACUCAGACUGAAUUCUAAGUCUGCAUGCAGAUAUCCCAAGAAAGAAAUCUUCAGCUUGAGUGUGCUCAAUCUGAAAUAAGUAUUCAACAAUUGCUUGAAAUGACAUUAUAAAUUGCUGGGGAAGGAAAUGCUGGUUCCUGUUAUCCCAUGUUCAUCACAGAAAGCAUUCUCUAACCUAGGCCUUUGUUUUCUCCAACUCCAAUGUAAAGAUGUGUGUUGCCGAGUGAGGGUGGUUUUGCCUCUACCCAGGGAACAGUGGUGGUGUUCACUGCACAAUCCUUUCUUUAUAGAUUUUGUGAGUUCUUUAUAGACUUUGUGAGUACUUUUCUGUGAUUUGUAUGUAGCAAUAAAUGUGCUUUAAGUUAUUAUUUUUUUAACAAAACAAAUAAAAUAUUUAGUUUGGAAAA